Phycodurus eques (leafy seadragon) is the source of this 780-nucleotide messenger RNA. It is a transcript of the gene czib, whose product is annotated as CXXC motif containing zinc binding protein. NCBI's taxonomy places the organism in Eukaryota, Metazoa, Chordata, Actinopteri, Syngnathiformes, Syngnathidae. The transcript is spliced from 8 exons. The record is from RefSeq and is a predicted model, not a curated record. Bases 87 to 569 code for a protein of 160 amino acids. Gene Ontology annotation, molecular function: zinc ion binding.
GAUGCAUUCAAGACAAAAAAUGAUCACCGAUUAUAUUUUAUUGAACAAUUUUCGGAGGUUUCCUGAAUGCAACAGUACAAACCAAGAUGGUGAAAUUCGGGCUACAGUUCAAAGCCACUCUAGAGAAUGUCACUAAUGUGAGACCAGAGGGCGAAGACUUUCGCUGGUUUCUGAAGCUCAAGUGUGGCAACUGUGGAGAGAUUCCAGAUAAAUGGCAGUAUGUCAACCUCGCGGAGAGCACACCGUUAAAAGGAGGAAGGGGAAGCGCCAGCAUGGUGCAGAAGUGUAAACUUUGCUCCAGGGAAAAUUCAAUUGAUAUCCUUGGGGACACCGUAACGCCUUAUGAUGCUGAGGACAGUGAAAGGUUCAAGACGAUGGUGCAGUUUGAAUGUCGAGGUCUGGAGCCUGUUGACUUCCAGCCACAAGCUGGCUUUGCUGCACAGGGAACGGAGUCUGGAACAGUGUUUCCUGAAGUAAACCUACUCGAAAAAGAUUGGACAGACUACGAUGAGAAAGUCAAGGAAUCAGUGGGAAUAUAUGAGGUCACGCACCAGUUCAUCAAGUGCUGAUGUGAUGUGAUGUGACGUGGGUUAAGGAACACUAUGGACAGAUUGUCCUGUUUCCAGAUGGAUUGAUGGAUUCUGAAGAUUUCAGGGGGCACAACGUAGCCUUAAUCGGUUUGGAAAACAUCGACUUACAUGAACAUAUAAAUAAAUAUAAGCAUUGCUCAAUUCACAGCUGUUUACAAUUGUCUCAAUAAAAUGAAGGUACAAAUCUUGG